Molecule: messenger RNA, 2232 nt
Organism: Anolis sagrei ordinatus
Lineage: Eukaryota; Metazoa; Chordata; Lepidosauria; Squamata; Anolidae
Gene: LCK
Product: LCK proto-oncogene, Src family tyrosine kinase
Biological process (GO): T cell differentiation; cell surface receptor protein tyrosine kinase signaling pathway; protein phosphorylation
Cellular component (GO): extrinsic component of cytoplasmic side of plasma membrane
Molecular function (GO): non-membrane spanning protein tyrosine kinase activity; signaling receptor binding; ATP binding
Source: RefSeq, a predicted model, not a curated record
AAAGCCUGCGCAGGGAGCUGGGCCUCAGUGUCCCUUGCGUUGCUGUCGUGCACCAGAAGCAUGGGCUGCUGCUGCAGUUUGGACUGUGAUGAGGGCUGGGAGGAAGGGGACCUGGAGAUCUGCCAGACCUGUCACUAUCCCAUCGACCCAGACACCAAGCCCCAGAGGCCGGCUUUGAAUGGCUCCGAGUUUUACAACCCUCUUUUGUCUCCCGAUGUAAUGACGCCUCCUCCGAGUUCACCUCUUCAAGAUAAACUGGUGGUUGCCUUGUAUGAUUAUGACUCGACCCACGAAGGAGACCUCGUGCUCCGGACGGGAGAACAGCUGCGGGUCCUGGAAGAGGCUGGGGAGUGGUGGAAGGCCCAGUCGCUGACCACAGGGAGUGUGGGCUACAUCCCGUCCAAUUUCGUGGCCAAGCUGAACAGUCUGGAGCAAGAGCCCUGGUUUUUCAAAGCGCUAAGCAGGAAGGAUGCCGAGCGACAGCUCCUGACCGCGGGCAACACACACGGGGCCUUCCUCAUCCGGGAGAGCGAAUCGACCAAAGGCUCCUUCAGCCUCUCUGUCCGGGACUUUGACCAGGACCAAGGGGAAGUGGUGAAGCACUACAAGAUCCGCAACAUGGACAACGGUGGCUUCUACAUCUCCCCGCGCAUCACCUUCGACAGCCUCCACAACCUGGUGGAGCAUUAUAUGCGAAACACAGACGGUCUUUGCACCCGGCUGGGCAAACCCUGCCAGACCCAGAAGCCCCAGAAGCCUUGGUGGCAGGAUGAAUGGGAGGUGCCCCGAGAGAACCUCAAGUUGGAGGAGAAGCUGGGAGCAGGGCAAUUUGGAGAGGUCUGGAAAGGGAUUUACAACGGCCACACCAAGGUGGCCAUCAAAAGCCUGAAGCAGGGCAGCAUGUCCCCUGAAGCCUUCUUGGCGGAGGCCAACCUUAUGAAGAAGCUGCGUCACCCUCGCCUGGUGCGCCUCUAUGCGGUGGUUACCCAGAGGCCCAUGUACAUCAUCACAGAGUUCAUGGAGAAAGGGAACUUGGUGGAUUUCCUCAAAGGCCCCGAAGGCAGCCGGUUGACCAUCUAUAAACUGCUGGACAUGUCUGCUCAGAUCGCAGAAGGCAUGGCUUUCCUGGAGAAGAAAAACUACAUCCAUCGGGAUCUAAGAGCUGCAAACAUCUUAGUGUCGGAGGCGAUUUGCUGCAAAAUUGCCGAUUUCGGAUUGGCCCGGCUCAUCGAGGAUGAUGAAUACACGGCGCAGGAAGGUGCCAAGUUCCCCAUUAAGUGGACAGCUCCGGAGGCCAUCAAUUAUGGGACGUUCACCAUCAAAUCUGAUGUCUGGUCCUUUGGGAUCCUGCUGACCGAAAUCAUCACUUAUGGCCGUAUUCCUUAUCCAGGGAUGAGCAACCCAGAGGUCAUCCAGAACCUGGAGCGGGGCUACCGGAUGCCACCCCCGGAGAACUGCCCACCUGAGCUUUUCCAGCUGAUGCUCCAGUGCUGGAAGGACAGCCCCGAGCAGCGGCCCACCUUUGAGUUCCUGAAAGGGGUCCUGGAGGACUUUUUCACUGCCACUGAAGGGCAAUAUGAGCAGCAGGUCUGAACAGAUGGAGGGCCACUGCCUGAACCUUAAGACAACAUCUCCCCAUCAUUUGCUCCCUCCUGGGGUGGCAUCAUUGAAAGGAUGCUGGAUGGAACCCAUUUAUCUGGAACCCAUGGCGGACGGGAUCUUUUAGGGCAGGAAGCCCAUCCUCUUGGUCCUAGAGUGCAUCUGCACUGUGGAAUGAAUGCUGUUCGACGUCACUUUCACUGCCAUGGCUCAAUGCUUAAUAGGGUCUUGGGACUUCUCGUUCAGUGAAAGAUUGGGUACAUCUACACUGUAGAAUGAAUGCAGUUUGACCCUGCUUAAAUUGCCAUGGCUACGGGGUCCUGAGAGUUAUAGUUUAGUAAUGUAUUAGUGUUGCCCAGGUUUCGCUGCUUUUUUCCCUUCUUUCUCUUUCCUCCCCUUAUACCUUCCCUCCUUUUCCUUCCUUCCAUCCAUCCAACCUUUCUUUCUCUCCUUCCCUGCCUUCUUUCCCCUCUCCUUUCUUUUUCUCUUCUUUUCUCUUAUCUUUCUCUCCCUCCCUUAUUUUCCUUUCCUCUUCCUACCUUUCUUUCUUACACUCCCUCCCUUCUCCUUACCUUUCUCUUCCUUCCUUUUUCUUUCUUUCCCCUCCCUCUUUUCCUUUUUCUUCCUUCCUUC